GCUAUGCAUGAGGUGCAUUGAUGGAAGAAAAUAGGAACAACCAAAGCAAUAUGAAAAUUGUAUUAUUUUUAUACACUGUGAUACUUGCAAUUAAUUUUUCAGAUUUAGAAUAAUGACAUUAUGUUGUAAAGCUAAAAAUUUAAUAAGUGAAAACACCAAGUAUUUAUAAAUAAUUUUUAUUUUUCAGAUAAAACUCAUCAGUGCUUUGAAACAGACAGCUCUCAAACAAAGGAAUCAUUUGACACAUAAGUAUAUAUAUGUAUAAAGGAAACUUAAAGUUUUCUAAAGGCAAUGGUGAAAGAAAAGAAAAAAACAGAUAAAAAAGGAGACAAGACGGCCCGCUCGCCUUCAUCUAUCAGUGAUUAUCCAGAGGUUUCCAAACAAGAUGGCAGUGCCGUACGGCAAGAAAUGUCCCCAAGUGCUGCCUCACAGUUGGAAAAACAGCCCAGUGAAACAGGACCCAAAAGAGAGUUGAAAAAAGAGGAUGAGCAGAAUGAAGACGCCACUCAAUACGAAGAGCCCAUUCUGACCAGACUCAUAGUGGAAAGCUACGAAGGGGAGAAAGUCCGUGGGCUGUACGAGGGUGAAGGAUUCGCAGUCUUUCAGGGAGGUUGUAUCUACCACGGUAUGUUUUCAGAAGGACUCAUGCAUGGACAAGGGACGUAUAUUUGGGCUGAUGGGUUGAAAUAUGAGGGGGACUUUGUGAAGAACAUCCCCAUGAACCAUGGUGUGUACACAUGGCCAGAUGGCAGCACCUACGAGGGAGAAGUGGUCAACGGCAUGCGGGACGGAUUUGGGAUGUUCAAGUGCAGCACACAGCCUGUGUCCUACAUCGGCCACUGGUGCAAUGGCAAGAGACAUGGGAAGGGUUCCAUUUACUACAAUCAAGAUGGCACCUCUUGGUAUGAGGGAGACUGGGUGUACAACAUCAAAAAGGGCUGGGGGAUAAGAUGUUACAAGUCUGGAAACAUAUAUGAAGGCCAGUGGGAAAACAACAUGCGCCACGGGGAGGGGAGAAUGAGGUGGCUGACCACCAGCGAGGAGUACACUGGGCAAUGGGAGAGGGGGAUCCAGAAUGGCUUUGGAACACACACAUGGUUUCUAAAGAGAGUCCCCAACUCCCAGUAUCCUUUGAGAAAUGAAUACAUAGGAGAGUUUGUAAAUGGAAAUCGGCAUGGACAUGGCAAAUUUUACUAUGCCAGCGGAGCUAUGUAUGAGGGAGAAUGGGUUUCCAAUAAAAAACAUGGCAUGGGCCGGUUAACUUUCAAGAAUGGCCGUGUGUAUGAAGGCCUGUUUUCCAAUGACCACAUAGGACAGCUUCCAAGUCUUGAAACUGACUUAACAACUCACCCGGACUUGUGUUCAGGAGGCACCACCAGGAGAAGCUGUGGCUCUUCCAUCAGUGCUGAAGUUAUCAGGGAGCUUGAUGGCAGUGAAAGUAGUUCUGUGCUAGGAACAAGUAUUGAACUGGACCUCAGUUUGUUGCUGGCUGUAUACCCUGAGAAAGACCGGCCAGAAGAAAAGAAGCAGGUAGAAUUUGCUAUCUUAAGAAAUAUUACAGAACUAAGAAGAAUCUAUAGCUUUUACAGCAGUCUAGGUUGUGAUCACUCUCUGGAUAAUACCUUUCUGAUGACAAAGCUUCACUUCUGGAGAUUUCUGAAAGAUUGCAAAUUUCAUCACCAUAAACUAACUCUUGCUGAUAUGGACAGGUUACUAAGUGCCAAUAAUGACAUACCAGUUGAAGAAAUCCAUUCUCCAUUUACAACAAUACUUUUGAGAACAUUUCUGAAUUAUCUCCUGCAGUUGGCUUACCACAUUCAUCACAAAGAAUACCAAAAUAGAAGCCCAUCGCUCUUUAGGUGUUUCACAAAACUGAUGACUGAGAAUAUUCAUCCAAACGCCUGCCAGGUGAAAGGCAACUUAUUCGGUGAGCAACAGCGGACGCUCUAUUCAAUGAAUUACAUUGAUAAGUGCUGGGAGAUUUACAUAGUUUACUGCAGACCAAAUGCACUUCCUCCUGGAGAACUUACUAUGAAGAUGAGACACUUCCUCUGGAUGUUGAAAGACUUUAAAAUUAUAAAUAAAGAAUUAACAGCAACCAAAUUUGUGGAAGUCAUAGCAGAAGAUAAUCCUUUUGUACACGAUGGAAUUGACAGCAACUUUGAACCUGAGCUGGUUUUCCUUGAAUUCUUUGAAGCUCUCUUAAGCUUUGCACUCAUUGCUGUUACUGACCAAAUGACUAAGUCAUAUAUCAAUCCAAAUGAAGAACUGUCUGGAAACAGAUACGGGAGUACACAGACCCCAGCAAAUCAGAGCACUCAGAACAGGAGUCCAAGUGCAAUGACAAGCCACGAAUCUGAUAUCAUUCAUUUUGCCAGCGCCAAGUCGUCUUCAAGCAAGUUAGGACUCUUGUUUGAUAUUAGCAGACUCAGGAAAUCAGAGGCCAAGAUCAAGAAGUCCAUAAGUGAGGAAAAAAUUUCCAGAAUUAGUUUUAAACCUGCAGGAAAGGGGGUAUCCCUUUUUUCAUCUCAAAAUGAGAAAUUUGAAAAACUCAAGGAUGAACAGAAGGAGAAACUAAACAUGUGGGUCAGUCAUUUGUAUAUCUUUUUUGUGAACACGCUCUUCCAAGCAUACAAACAUGAAGAAACGCUAAAGGAGAAGAUAAAGGAAAAUAGGUUACAUAAUGCUGCAAUGGCGCAACAGAAGAAAAUUGAAAAUGAUGAACUGGAAGCAAGGCUGAGUAUCUUGAGAGAGGAAGAGGCCAAGAGACAAGACUGUGAGGUCGACAUUACUGUGAUAAAGGAACCGGCAGAUGCCCCAUCCUCACUCUUGACACCAAGCCCUCCUAAAGAGGACACAGUGGCCCAGGCCAGCAAGUCCAGCACGAGUAAGAAAAAGAAAAAGUAAAGGCUACUUGAUAACAUAAAUUAGCCAUAAGAACAUGCAAAUGUAAAAGGCACUUCGAACUACAAGCAGUGUAACAAAUUUACUGACCAAUAAAAUUGUGUUUUACUUCUUAAUUUGUUAUUUUUGAAAUACUGGUACCUUGGCCCACUGUGUUUCACGUUUCUUACAUGGAUGAGGAGCCCUGGUGGCACAAUGGUUAAGCGCUUGACUGCUGACCGAAAGGCUGGCGGUUUGAAUCCCCCCAGCGGCUUUGUGGGACGAAGACCUGGUGAUCUACUCCCAUAAAGAUUAAAAAUGAAGAUUAAAAAAAUUACUUGAGCAUGCGGCCAAAAAAAAAAAAAAAAGAUUACAGCUUAGAAAACUCUAUGGGGGCAGUUCCACUCUGUCACGAGGUCACUAUGAGUCAGAAUGAACUCUGCAGCACCCAACAACAUAUGGAUAGAUCACUGAAAUUCCUGCAGUUUGAAAACUGCGUUGAAUGAAAAUACAGGCAUAUACAUAUUAAAAGUGUCUAUUAAAUACAUGUUUUAAGAAAACUAUAAUUCUAGUGAUU
Molecule: messenger RNA, 3460 nt
Organism: Trichechus manatus latirostris (Florida manatee)
Lineage: Eukaryota; Metazoa; Chordata; Mammalia; Sirenia; Trichechidae
Product: radial spoke head 10 homolog B
Exons: 19
Coding region: 292-2907 (871 amino acids)
Source: RefSeq, a predicted model, not a curated record